GCAGGCCAGUUUUGACUUUUGACCCAAAAAACCGCAGGAACUCAGCGGAGUUAAAGGCCUGCGCCGUUACUGUGCCUCCGAUUUCUUCCUUUCCAUGACACACCGGGCGUCCUGGCUUGUUGAAAAAGUUCGUCGAGUCGACUCCGUCUAGCGCUGUCAAUACGAAUUUUAAGUAUGUCUAAGUUGGCGGUAGAUCUUCCUCCCAGAGGUGGAUUUAGUUUUGAUCUCUGUAGAAGAAAUGACAUGCUUGAAAAGAAGGGUCUUAAGCCGCAAUCUUUUCUCAAGACAGGAACUACUAUUGUUGGUUUGAUAUUUCAGGAUGGCAUCAUUCUUGGAGCUGAUACAAGGGCCACUGAAGGACCCAUAGUUGCUGAUAAAAACUGUGAGAAAAUUCAUUACAUGGCACCCAAUAUAUAUUGCUGUGGAGCAGGUACUGCUGCUGAUACAGAAGCAGUAACAGAUAUGGUCAGCUCCCAACUGCAAUUACAUCGCUACCAUACUGGUCGAGAAUCAAGAGUAGUUACGGCACUGACACUUCUGAAGAAACAUCUUUUCAAUUACCAAGGUUAUGUCCAAGCAGCUUUGGUACUUGGUGGAGUUGAUGUCACUGGACCUCAUUUACAUACUAUAUACCCUCAUGGUUCAACUGACUCACUUCCCUUUGCAACAAUGGGAUCAGGUUCACUUGCUGCAAUGUCUCUAUUUGAGUCUAAAUACAAGGAAGGCUUGACUAGGGAUGAAGGGGUACAGCUAGUGGUUGAGGCAAUAUGUGCUGGUAUAUUUAAUGAUUUGGGAAGUGGAAGCAACGUGGACGUUUGUGUGAUAACCAAGGGACAUAAAGACUACCUCAGAAACCAUCUUUUGCCAAAUCCACGUACAUAUGUCAAUCCAAAAGGCUUUACUUUCCCUAAAAAGACCGAGGUUCUCUUAACAAAGAUUACUCCCUUGAAGGAGAAGGUUGAGGUGAUCGAAGGAGGUGAUGCUAUGGAAGAGUAGCAUUCGUGUCAACAGGAACUAAUGCCUGUGGCCGAAACUUGACUGCAAGCAAUGACUAGUGGAAUGGUUCCGUAAUAUGUAUUGUCGUACUUUAGAACCGUGACCCUGUUUUUACCUCAAAUGAAUCCAUUAGAUCAGUUCAAGUGGGAACCGUGUUUUUUUUUUUAUUUUAAAUUCUCAUUACAUGCUAUUAAAAUUGAAGUAUUGAUUCUCACUGAAAAGUACUUGGGAUUGUGGAGGCCGAAGAAUCUCUUUUCAGGGUAAGCCCGAGGGAACGUAUGCUACUACCCCCCAGGGUGGGAGCUUUGGAGGGAGGCACGGGGGAUGGAAACGAAUUUGUCGAAUGACUUUGUCAUGUUCCUGCAUGAGUCGUUACAUCAUUGGCCGAGCGUUGUGUUUCAAACACUUGGGUAUUUCUUGAUUGAUUGUUCACUGUGAUUACAGUUAUUUUUCUCCUUU
Prosopis cineraria is the source of this 1455-nucleotide messenger RNA. RefSeq names its product proteasome subunit beta type-7-B. The transcript has 9 exons. Lineage: Eukaryota; Viridiplantae; Streptophyta; Magnoliopsida; Fabales; Fabaceae. Bases 175 to 996 code for a protein of 273 amino acids. Gene Ontology annotation, molecular function: threonine-type endopeptidase activity. Gene Ontology annotation, cellular component: proteasome core complex. The record is from RefSeq and is a predicted model, not a curated record.